Messenger RNA from Lodderomyces orthopsilosis Co 90-125, 1671 nucleotides. RefSeq names its product hexokinase 1 (gene HXK1). Gene Ontology annotation, molecular function: glucokinase activity; D-glucose binding; fructokinase activity. The transcript has a single exon. Lineage: Eukaryota; Fungi; Ascomycota; Pichiomycetes; Serinales; Debaryomycetaceae. Gene Ontology annotation, cellular component: cytosol; mitochondrion. The coding region runs from base 1 to 1671 and encodes 556 amino acids. The record is from RefSeq and is a predicted model, not a curated record. Gene Ontology annotation, biological process: intracellular glucose homeostasis; glucose 6-phosphate metabolic process; glycolytic process.
AUGAUUCAAAGCAUAAACACACUUAUCAAUAAUCUCCCAUCGUAUGGGGUAAAGUCUGGAGUCGCUAACAAGAAUGAGGCAGCGUGCUCAAUCACUAGUUUGGAAUCUAAAGAGAUAGAAGUGGACACCAAGUCUAUUCAUUCCUUGUCAGAAGGUUCUUCUUCUUUAUCAUCACCACGUUCGUCUCCCAUAUCAAGCACAGAUUCGAUUAGUAUUCACGAUUUCAAAAUAUCAUCAUCGCUCGAUUUGAUUAUAAAAUCGUUUAGGGACCCAUUGACAGAUAACAACUUGGAAAAACACUCAGAGCUUCUUUUAUCCGACUUUAACUCAUCAUUGACGGAAAAUUCUAUAACAAUGUUGCCAAAUUAUAAUAUCUCACCAGCUGGGGAUGAAAAUGGACUGUAUUUGGUUGUCGAUCUAGGUGGAUCUACACUUCGAGUUGCAGUAGUUGACAUUGCACCGCAAGACGAAAAAUAUGACUCUAGAUCUGAUCGAAUAAAUGUUGUUGUUGAGGAAAAAUGGCUAAUAUCAAACGAAUACAAGGUUAUUAACCGCAACUUUUUCAAAUUCAUUGGAUCAAAGAUUAUGGAGACUAUAAAAAAGCAAGAAAUAUUGAAGCUGUCUGAUAUUAUAAAAACUGGUAUCACUUGGUCAUUUCCUUUGGACACGACAAGUUACAAUAAUGGUAAAAUUCGCCAUGUGUCAAAAGGAUACACAAUUGGAGACGAUAUUUACGACAAAGAUUUGAAACAGUUGUUUGAAUCUGUUUUUCAAGAGGAGUUCAACGUAAAAGUUGAUAUCAGAUCAAUCUUGAACGACUCAUUAGCUGUGUACGCAGCAGGAGCAUUUUUGGAUGAGAAAAUGAGAUUAGCUAUGGUGUUGGGGACCGGAUUCAAUAUGUGCUGCUCAUUGGAGGCAAGUAAAGACAAUAUGCAUCCAAGCAAAUUGAUUGACAAAAAGAUGCUUUUCAACACUGAAUUAUCAUUGUUUGGACAACAUUUAUGUGAUGAUUUUGCUACAAAGUAUGAUGCCAUUAUUGACGAUCGAUUUGACAAUUUCAAACACCAUUUUAAAACGUAUUCACUGCCUGACCCCGAGACAAACACUAUUUUUCAACCUCAUGAGUUGAUGACCAGUGGUAGGUACUUGCCUGAGUUGACUCGAUUAGUUUUAGCUGAAUUGAUUGAAAGGAAGGAGAUUUUCACUGAAUUCGAUAGCGAGGAGCUAAACAUAAUUCUGAAUGUCAAAUACGAUGGUUUUGAAGGUGAGCUUAUGUGCUUCAUUAAUGAAAGUCACGAUUUUGAUGCCAUUGGUGAAAGGAUUUGUCAAGUAUACCAGUGGAAAAAAACAAUUUCAGAUUCAGACAUUUCCAUAAUCAGAUAUGUAAUCAAGGCGAUUAUACAAAGAGCAGCUUUCAUAGUUGCAAACGCAAUCAUUGCUUUUUUCAAACUUAUAAAGCAGUACAAUAGGUUAGAUGACUUAAAGGGAUUGUUAACAAUUGGUUACGUUGGAUCAGUGUUGAACCAUUUCCACAACUAUAGAAAUUUGGUUAUCAAUUAUGUCAAUUCAAGUGAAGAUGCCAAGGCUUGUGGUUACAAGAUUGAUUUGGAAUUGAUUGAAAACAGCUCAAUAAUUGGAGCUGCGAUUGGAGCAGCUUACUAUUCAAAGUAA